UGAGCGUAACCCCGUUUUUCUUUGCGGCAGACUCAUUAGACAGACCCGCACGCCUGCCGGCACGUAACGAAGCUGUGAGCUCGACCCCACUCCUAGCGCGUAACAGGUUUCCCCCCGUCCGCUCUAGACCAUGAGCGACAUCCCCAUUCAGCUGGGCCACUAUCGCCUGGGCAAGACUCUCGGGAUCGGCUCCUUCGGCAAAGUAAAGCGUGCGUUUUGUCAUCUCUUUUGCCAUUUUUUGCCGUUUGUGUAGGUAACUUUGUCACUUCGACGCUGGCAAGAAAAUCUGACACAUUUCACCACUGACACGUAGUGGCCGAGCAUGACAUCACAGGCCACAAAGUGGCCAUCAAGAUUCUUAACCGCAACAAGAUCCGCAGUCUCGACAUGAGCGAAAAGGUGCGACGCGAGAUCACACUACUGCGCAAGAUGCGCCAUCCACACAUUAUCCGCCUAUACGAGGUGAUCGACACGCCUACGGACAUUUUCAUGGUGCUCGAGUACAUUGCAGGCGGCGAACUCUUCGACUAUAUCGUGUCUAAAGGCCGGGUACGUUGGUUAAAUAUUUUUUUCAUUAUUUUUUCAGGUUUUUAUUUAUUAUUUUUGUAGUUGGCACCGGAAGAAGCGCGACAUUUUUUCCACCAGAUCAUCUCGGGAGUGGAGUAUUGCCAUUUCCACCGUAUUGUACACCGAGACUUGAAGCCCGAGAACUUGCUGCUGGAUGCCGACAAUAAUAUCAAGAUCGCAGACUUUGGACUGUCCAACAGCAUGGAGGACGGAGAUUUUCUGCGCACGUCGUGUGGCUCACCCAACUACGCAGCGCCCGAGGUGAUCUCUGGCAGUCUGUACGCUGGUCCUGAGGUGGAUGUGUGGUCCUGUGGCGUCAUUCUGUACGCGCUGCUGUGUGGCAGCUUACCGUUCGAUGACGAGAGCAUCCCCAACCUGUUCAAGAAGAUCCGUGGCGGGAUGUACUCGCUGCCCAGCCACUUGUCCGAGAUGGCGCGCGACCUCAUCCCGCGCAUGCUCGUGGUGGACCCCAUGAAGCGUAUCACGAUCCCGGAGAUCCGACAGCAUCCCUGGUUCCAGAUCGACCUCCCGCCGUACCUGCAACAUCCUCCUGAAAUUGUGGAGAACCAGACUUUCAAGAUUGACGACGAGUGUCUGUCGCAGUGCUUGGCACUGAACUACGCCGCAAAUAUCGGACAUGACCAGCUGGUAGCGCUGCUCACGAGGCGAGAGAACCAUCCGCUUCGAGUGGCCUACGAGCUGAUUUUAGACCACAAGAACGCCAAGAUCCGAAUCGAUGAGCUGCGUGAUGUGCGGACGGUGAAUAACAAACCCAAGACGUUCUCAACACCCGAGCCUAGCACGCUGCUACUGCCUGGACGGGGACCUCUUCCCAUGGCAGCCUCGCCAUUGAUCACGCCGUCGUCAGCGCUACCAGAUCCCCGGAAUUUCGGUGGUCGCGGGAUAAAUAUUCCAGGACAAGCGCCAAGAAUGUCAACAGGAGGCAGCGGAAUGCCUGGCUUUGAAGACGGUCACGGAGGCGCAGCUCCUACGCCCAAGCGACGACGAUGGUACCUGGGUAUUCAGUCCAAGAAGGAGCCGGCUCACGUCAUGUCGGAGGUGUACAAGGCGCUCUUUGUGCUCCACUUUGAGUGGAAAGUGGUGGCGCCAUACCGCGUAAAGUGUCGAUGGCAAUCGCCCACAGGAGACCCCAACGGAGGCGCCGUCAUGAACCCAGAGGAGGCCAAACUGCAACAACAGAUGCAACGUAUCAAGAUCGGCCUGCAGUUGUACAAGGUACAGCAACACAUCUACCUCCUGGACUUCCAGCGUCUGGACGGCAAUGCGUUCACGUACAUGAAUCUCUGCGCUCGCAUCAUUACGGAGCUCAAAACGCUCUCGGGUAUCCGGCCGCUGGCCAACCACGACCCGCGCUUCGGUGAUGGGAACAUGAACUCGGUGCACUUGCACCAGCACAACGCACACGUCCAGGGCGCCCAGUGAACGUGUGACCUUGAGAUACGUACGAACCAACGAGCUAGUGCUACACUGUCACCUUUUGGCUGCAUGUUUUGUAGGUUGACACGAAGAACGCGGACCAGAUUAAAAAAUUCCAGGACUGAAUCACGUUAUCUCUUGUUACUCGUUACAUUCUGACAGCACUCGAGGCUCGAUGUUGACUGCAAGCAGGUCGCGACGUGCACAUUUGGCUUGACGGAAUAGACACUCGUUCCCGUAUAGCUGGCCGUUGGAAGCGCAAACUGGACUGUACGUUUGCGUGCAAGUAGCUGGACAUAGCGGCAUCACAUUGGUGUCUUCGCAUGAUCCGGAACGGAUCAGCAUUGUGUUCUGGUUGCAGCGUUGCUGUCGUCUGAAGUAGCACAAGUUCUGCAUUGUGCCUGCACUCGUACAGACCGGAUCUAGUACAUCCGCACACGUGCUUGUGUCCAAGCAAUCGCUCGUACUGGGACGUGGUACUGGUGGGUUAUACUGUGCGUUGAGAGCUUUUUCACUUUCACAAAGACCACGAGACACUACGUGGAGAUCCGAGUUGCCAGUAGAACAUCGAGCUUCCUUGAGAAAGCACGAGUUUGCAUAGGAUACGUUGUCGGAGCCGCAGACUGGGGAGCUUAUGAGUUGGCAGUUGAGUUUACAUGCUGUCGAGGUGGUCAUGUUAAUGACGGAUUGUUUAGGUUCGCAGACAGCUUGGGGUAUGCAUGGAUCGCUUGUACAGGGCACCACACCUCGUAAGAUGCACGUCUCAUUGUCGUUGCAUCGGCCUGGAGCGCACAGUGGCGCGCAAUACUCGGCGUUGUUGUACACAAAACAUUGCUCAUACUCGCCACACACACGGGAACAGCUUGUUGGUAGAGUAGCUGCGUUAGAUAGACACAAACGCAGUAAAAUACAUUCAAGUAGUAGUAGAUUACUCUUCAUGACACCAGGAUCUUUACUAGCAAACCGAUGG
This is a messenger RNA of Phytophthora nicotianae INRA-310, 2974 nucleotides long. RefSeq lists its product as hypothetical. Gene Ontology annotation, biological process: protein phosphorylation; intracellular signal transduction. Gene Ontology annotation, molecular function: ATP binding; protein serine/threonine kinase activity. Gene Ontology annotation, cellular component: cytoplasm. The record is from RefSeq and is a predicted model, not a curated record. The transcript is spliced from 4 exons. The coding region runs from base 769 to 2010 and encodes 413 amino acids. Lineage: Eukaryota; Oomycota; Peronosporomycetes; Peronosporales; Peronosporaceae.